AAACGCUUUUAGAACAGAAAUGACUGAAGAGAAGGACAUUGGGUGGAUGUAUCAGGGAGCAAAAGCUCUUGUCAAUCGUGAGGAUUACCUGUUAGGAAAGAAGAUUGAUAAAAGUUUCGAGAAGUACUCCGAUGCUGUUAAUGAAGAGAAACCAGAAGCACUGGAUGCACUUUUGCAUACACGAACAGUCGUCAAACCGCAACCAUCCACCGUGAAAACCAGUGCUUUGGAAACCUAUGUCGUCGCUACAGAAGAUCCUCUAGUGGCUGUCAAAGUCAAAGAAGAAACUCGACGACGCGAGGUAUUGGAGAAUCCUCUAAUGAAAUUGAAAUUUCAAAAAAUGUUGAAAGAAAUGAUGGCCGAAAAAGAAGGUAAGGGAGACAAGAAGAAGAAGAAAAAGAAGAAGAAGAAAGAAACUCGUGAGGAGAAGCCUAAGAAAAUCAAAAAGAAAAUGUCUAGGGAGUCCAAGGAAGAGGCAUCAGUCUCCGAGCGUCGGAAGUCAUCAAACAGUAAGAGAAGCCGCCCUGCUUCAUCCGAUUCGGAACCUGCACGGGAAAAACGGCGAUCGCGCAGGCCAAGCGAAGCUAGAAAAUCUCACGAACGAUCACCAGUGCGAUCUGAGAAAGAGGAGAGCCGACAUCACGAUAAAUCACCUCCUUUGAAAACCAAGAGAAGACAAAGAAGCAGUUUGUCGCCAGAGGAUGCUUCGCGACGAAAGAGACGGAGCUCAUCGUCUUCUGCUGAGCCAAUGCCGAGAAAGAGCCAUACUAAUAGCUCUGCCAAGGAGAGGCGGCCAAGGUCAAAGGAUCGUGACCGGAGUUCCUCUCCACGCAGAAGAAAACGAAACUCGUCUUCUUCUGCUGAGCGGACUAUGGAAAAGCGCCGCGUAAAUAGGUCCUCUCCAGAGCGCCGGAAGAGAUCAGAAGACCACCGUGAAAGAAGUGCUUCUCCACGCAGAGAUCGUUCUUUUGUGAGAAGCAAGGACAGAGUCGGUAGUAGUAGCAGGAAGAAAUCAGUUUCUCCUAAACGCGAAAGGUCACCGGAAAGAAAAACACGAAGGUCUCGAUCCCGAUCACAGUCCAAUCAUAGGUCACCAAAGCGAACACGAAGGCGCAGCGAGUCUUCUUCAGCAUCACCUGAGAGGCGGAGGAGGAGGAGUUUUAAGAGAAGCCCGGAUGAUCGGCUUUGGAAGAACAAGAAAGAAGUUCAACGUAGUAGCAGUAGCUCUUCAACUCCGGAUAUGCGCCAACGGAAGUCACAACCCUCACCUGCAAGAAAGGAGAAAGCAAAACAUGUCAGCCGGUCACCAUCCACUUCCACUUCUAGUUUAGAAGAUUCGAAUAGGAAUAGGAAAGUCUCUUCUACAAAGAAAGGUACAGGACGUGAAGAUGCUCAUGCUCAUUCUCCAUCCACUGUUGAAGAUCGGAAAGUAGAAGAUCGGAAGGAUACAGAGCGCCCAAGCGGCUCUCGGGAAGACGAACAACCGGUGCGGAGUUUUGACACUCACAUCCCUGAGCAUUUAAGACCCAAGGCGGCCGAAACCGAUUCUGACGAGGAAACGGAGGACAGAUUUGAGCGCGAGGAAAGGGAACGCAAAAAACGCUUUGAGGGUUUUGGCCUUGUUGAAGUUGUAAAGAAGCCUAAAGAUGAUGGACCCAUCACAGCACAAAACCCUUACGAGCUUUCCCGAAAGCCAACUGCGCCCGUUUACCAGAAACCUGAGCAUCGGCGUCCAUUGACAGAAGAGGAAAAGCAAGCAAAGUUACAAGAGAUGACGCAGAAUGCAAUUUGGCGGCAAGAAACUCGCAAAAAGAACCUGAAGCGAGCUCGUUUGGCUGAUGAGCAAGAAGAAGUUGAGGACUCACAAGAUAAGGCCCCUAGCUUUAUCAGAAGCCAGUUGAACACUGCCGUUGCCGAUCUCAGCGUCGAACAGUGGUUACAGAGUAACAAGAGAUCUCUUCAACGCUCAGAAGGUUUCCUGAAUUCAAAAUUUGCUUCGAAAUGAUGAUAUGUUGUAUCACUGUAAAGAAUAAAGAUUACCUCAGUCCUUUCAA
Molecule: messenger RNA, 2054 nt
Organism: Cylicocyclus nassatus
Lineage: Eukaryota; Metazoa; Nematoda; Chromadorea; Rhabditida; Strongylidae
Source: the annotation of a GenBank genome assembly